AUGGCUUCGUUCAACAAUCCUCAUUCCGAUGUCACACAUACCGUACACCAAGCUCAGGCUCAACCAACAACAUACCCUAAGCAGCAUUUGCUCCGACCUUGGUCCUUUGUUACUCAUCGUGGAUGUGUACAGAAGUUAUUAGAGCUUUGGUCAAUGGACCAGCAGGUUCCGCCAAGCUACCAUCAUGCUAUGCUAUGGCAGACGGCUCCCCCCACCAGAGGUUUACCGAACCGAGGCCCCGCCCGGAAAGCCUACAGCUGCCCGGCUGCAACUAUGUUGGACGAGGCUGAAGUUUGGCCACAAUGGAGCAAGAUCUUACACAAAGGCACACUGUUUCCAGCAUAG
Molecule: messenger RNA, 345 nt
Organism: Fusarium venenatum
Lineage: Eukaryota; Fungi; Ascomycota; Sordariomycetes; Hypocreales; Nectriaceae
Source: RefSeq, a predicted model, not a curated record